AGAAGGUCAGCUGAUCAUUUACUACAGUCCGGCAUCUGCGGCUGACGCAGAAGCUAGCGCGCCACGCCGCUUUCUAUGCUGUGUCACUGAGCGAACCCUCUUCCAGAGAUGGCAGACACACAAAGCCCCCCUCCCCAGCUCGGGCCUGUGCAAUUUUUAAUGAGCAACAAGCUGGAAACUGCAAUGUGGCUUUCUCGUCUCUUCACCGUCUACUGCUCUGUCAUGUUCAUCCUCCCCGUCCUCGGACCCUAUGCAGCAGCUAACUUCUAUCAGAGAGCUCUGUUGGCCAACGCCCUCACCAGCGCUCUGCGCUUACACCAGAGGCUGCCCCGCUUCCAGCUGAGCCGAGCUUUCCUAGCUCAGGCCCUGCAGGAGGACAGCUGCCAUUACCUGCUCUACUCACUCAUCCUGGUCAACUCCUACCCCAUCACAAUGAGCAUCUUUCCCGUUUUUCUUUUUUCUUUGCUUCAUGCAACAACCUACACAAAGAAAGUUCUUGAUUCUUUGGGUCCAGGAAGUCUGAUGUUCAUCAGAAACCUCCUGGAAAAACUGACAGCCAAUCAGCAGAACAUCCUGAAGUUUAUUGCCUGUAAUGAGAUCUUCUUAAUGCCAGCCACAGUUUUCAUGCUCUUCAGUGGUCAAGGAAGCUUGUUGCUGCCCUUCAUUUAUUACCGAUUCCUCACUCUUCGCUACACAUCCAGAAGAAACCCAUACUGCCGAACGUUGUUCACUGAACUCCGAAUUCUUCUGGAGCACUUUGUCAUGAAGCCUGCCUGCCCCGCCUUCUUUAGGAGGAUGUGCCUCAACAGCAUCGCCUUCAUCAGCCGUCUUGCUCCCACAGGAGUCUGAUUUUUACCAACGUCCUGUUAGGUUUUUGUCUUUUAUUGUUGCUACUUUAUGUCCUGGUUUGUUGUUUGCUGUAGAGUUGGGGCAGAUAAUGCCAUCAGUGGAAGAAUCUUCUCUGGAUAUCAGAUUCACAGUCUGAGCUCGAUCAAAGAUCAGCUCUGAUGCUCUCAGUCGCAUGAGGAUAUUUUUCAUCUUCUUGCUACAGAUGGGAAUGUCCAAAUAUCAGCUGUUUUGUUUGCUCCAAUCACUAUUUAUUCCAAGAAAUAGUUUAUUUUAUAAUAAAACAUUAACAGUCUGGACUACUUGAAUAUGUAUGUAAACAUGAUAAAUCUUUAAUUUCUUUUUCUUUCACAUUUGUUUUUUAGUGUUUGUCUUAAUGCUUGACUUCCAGUGAUUUCCAUCAAUUCUAUUUACUCUUUAUUAUACAAACAAAUGUUUGGCUAAUGUUAAUGAUUUUAUCUGAAAACAAUCUGCUGUUUUUGAAAUAAUUUAAGUUGCUCAACUUGUUGGUUUAGGAUGUUUAUUCAAAAUUAUUUUUACAAAGCAUGCCACCGUUUUUGAAUUCUUCCAGAAAACUUGAAUUCUUUUCAUUUCUGAACGUUCCUAGCUCUCCUCCUCAUGCCUACUUUUUUAAACCUGUUAAAUGUGCUUUUGCCUACAGACAUGCCACAUUUUUGUAAAACAAAAAUGAAGUUAUCUCUUUAAUAAACCAGAAGAAAUCUAAGUUAAAACACA
Messenger RNA from Oryzias melastigma (Indian medaka), 1581 nucleotides. RefSeq names its product transmembrane protein 33 (gene tmem33). The record is from RefSeq and is a predicted model, not a curated record. Gene Ontology annotation, biological process: endoplasmic reticulum tubular network organization; membrane organization. The transcript is spliced from 8 exons. The coding region runs from base 109 to 849 and encodes 246 amino acids. Lineage: Eukaryota; Metazoa; Chordata; Actinopteri; Beloniformes; Adrianichthyidae. Gene Ontology annotation, cellular component: endoplasmic reticulum; membrane.